AUGCCAUAAAAAGAAGUGGGACCCAGGUGGUAGAUAAGACCAAUGGGGAUGCAAAGAAGACGAGACUUGUGUAAUAAAUAUUCUUGUUUGCUUACAAGAAAUUUUUCUCCAUUUUCUUCUCUCCAUCUCUCCUUAUAACAAGGCGAGGAUCUUCCAGAAUUUGGUCAUGGCCUCUAAGCGGAUCUUGAAGGAGCUCAAGGAUCUGCAGAAAGAUCCUCCCACUUCUUGCAGCGCUGGCCCUGUUGCCGAAGACAUGUUUCAUUGGCAAGCAACUAUCAUGGGCCCCCCUGACAGUCCAUAUGCGGGUGGCGUGUUUCUUGUUACCAUUCAUUUUCCUCCAGAUUAUCCUUUCAAGCCACCUAAGGUAGCUUUCAGGACUAAGGUAUUUCAUCCAAAUAUUAACAGCAAUGGCAGCAUUUGUCUUGAUAUAUUGAAGGAACAGUGGAGUCCCGCCCUUACUAUAUCCAAGGUCUUGCUGUCAAUAUGUUCGCUGCUGACGGAUCCGAAUCCUGAUGACCCUCUCGUGCCAGAAAUAGCUCACAUGUACAAGACUGAUCGGAGCAAGUACGAGACAACUGCCCGAAGCUGGACCCAGAAGUAUGCCAUGGGCUAGCUUGGUCUGGUGUGAUAGGAGGGGUUUCUUGUCUAUUUUCAUGGACAUGUUCUCGUUGUGGCUUGGGAUUUUACUAUUAUAUUGUAUGAAUGAAAGUAAGUAUGAUCUGUCCGGUGUAAGAUGGAUGGAUCAGGAAACUCUCCUUGAAACACAGUUAUGUUUUGUUUUUGUAUAAGAAUCUGUCUUUGCGAGAACAAUAGCAGUGUGUUUCGUGAUACUACAAUCUUCUGAUUCCUUCUGAUGAUUAUGAAAAUAAUUGGGUGUGUAUGGUUUCUGAUUUGUCAA
Messenger RNA from Daucus carota subsp. sativus, 898 nucleotides. Its product is annotated as ubiquitin-conjugating enzyme E2-17 kDa. The record is from RefSeq and is a predicted model, not a curated record. The coding region runs from base 167 to 613 and encodes 148 amino acids. NCBI's taxonomy places the organism in Eukaryota, Viridiplantae, Streptophyta, Magnoliopsida, Apiales, Apiaceae. The transcript is spliced from 5 exons. Gene Ontology annotation, biological process: ubiquitin-dependent protein catabolic process; protein polyubiquitination. Gene Ontology annotation, cellular component: nucleus.